Choloepus didactylus (southern two-toed sloth) is the source of this 2195-nucleotide messenger RNA. It is a transcript of the gene ACOT12, whose product is annotated as acyl-CoA thioesterase 12. The record is from RefSeq and is a predicted model, not a curated record. NCBI's taxonomy places the organism in Eukaryota, Metazoa, Chordata, Mammalia, Pilosa, Megalonychidae. The coding region runs from base 389 to 1804 and encodes 471 amino acids. Gene Ontology annotation, molecular function: lipid binding; acetyl-CoA hydrolase activity. The transcript is spliced from 16 exons. Gene Ontology annotation, cellular component: extracellular exosome.
AGCCAGGGCAUCCAGCCGGCGCACGCCAACCCCAGAGGCGAGCUGAGCGCCGGGCAGCUGCUCAAGUGGAUCGACACCACCGCCUGCCUGGCGGGGCUAUAAGGAUUCUUCUUUCAGAAUUCUCCUAUCAGAUCAAAUCUCCCACAUAUAACAACGAUAUAAACUAUGGACAAAACUUUAAUUAAAAACUGCCUGAAGACAACUUGAAAAUUAAAAAAGGCAGCUUGGAACACUUGAAAGGCAACAGCUGGAAGAAGGAAAUGCUGAAAAACAUGCUGGGGUUUCCUGUGUUACAGCCUCUGUGGAUGACAUACAAUUUGAAGAGACUGCUAGAGUUGGACAAGUUAUAACCAUCAAAGCCAAAGUUACUAGAGCAUUCAGCACAAGCAUGGAGAUCAGCAUCAAGGUCAUAGUUCAGGACAUGGCCACUGGCGUUGAGAAGCUUGUUAGUAUGGCGUUCUCUACAUUUGUAGCCAAACCAGUUGGAAAAGAAAAGAUUCAUUUAAAACCCGUCACACUUCUAACUGAACAAGAUCGUGUGGAGCAUAAUCUGGCUUCGGAGAGAAGGAAAGUUCGAUUACAGCAUGAAGAUACCUUUAACAACUUAAUAAAGGAAAGCAGCACAUUGGAUGAUACCAUUUGUGAUGAAGAGGAAGGAACCAUUUCCCCCGGAGUCACCUCUGUUCAGAGCAUUGAACUUGUCCUCCCACCUCACGCAAACCAUCAAGGAAAUACAUUUGGUGGCCAGAUUAUGGCUUGGAUGGAGACAGUGGCUACUAUUUCUGCAAGCCGCCUCUGUCAAGCACACCCCGUUCUGAAGUCUGUGGAUAUGUUUAAGUUCCGGGGACCAUCAACAGUUGGGGAUCGCCUUGUCUUCAGUGCUACUGUCAACAAUACAUUUCAGACCUGUGUUGAAGUUGGCGUGCGCGUGGAGGCGUUUGACUGUCAGGAGUGGUCUGAAGGCCGAGGCAGGCACAUCAACAGUGCUUUCCUCAUUUAUAAUGCUGUUAACAGUAAGGAAGAGCUCAUCACGUUGCCCAGGAUCAAACCCUCUUCAAAGGAUGAUUUUAGAAGGUAUCGUGGAGCUAUUGCACGCAAGAGAAUUCGCCUAGGCAGAAAAUAUGUUACUUCCCACAAAGAAGAGAUUCUGCUUUGCAUACACUGGGAUAUACACAACCAGGAAUCUCUGAGUCAUGGCAAUGUGGAGGCUCUCAAAAAGCUGGCAGCCAAAAGUGGUUGGGAGUUUACCAGUGCUGUGGACAAGAUGAAAAUUUAUACUCUGGAGGAGUAUGAUGUUUUAUCUAUUUGGGUUGAAAAGAAUGUGGAAAGACCAGCACAUGUGGCUUAUCAUCUCUUGUCAGACUUUACAAAGCGACCUUCGUGGGACCGUCAUUUCUUGUCCUGUGAAGUCAUAGAGUGUGUGAGUGAAAAUGAUCGUAUAUACUACAUCACCUGUCCUGCAGUGAAUGGUGACAAACCCAAAGACUUGGUAGUACUUGUAUCACAAAGAAAGCCUCUCAAAGAUGGUAACAGUUACACAGUGGCAGCAAAGUCAGUUGUUCUGCCAUCAGUCCCACCUUCUCCACAGUAUAUCAGAAGUGAAACCAUAUGUGCUGGAUUUCUGAUCAAUGCUAUUGACAGCAGUUCAUGUACAGUGUCUUACUUUAACCAGAUUUCUUCUGGCCUCCUUCCUUACUUUACCGGGAAUAUUGGUGGCUGGUCAAAAUCCAUUGAAGAAACAGCAGCCUCUUGUAUACAAUUCAUAGAGAAUGCUCCUGAAGAUAGAUGUAUAAACAUAUCUUAAACAGUCAACUUUCAAUUAUCUAUAUGUUGGUUUCCCUGUUUUUAAUUCCAAGCACACUUACCCCUGGCACUUGGCAAGCUUUGGAGUCACUGAAUGAUUUAAUAUCAGCCUACGCAGAAUGCAGUUAGGAAGAGGUUAAAAACGAAAUGCAUCUCAAGUCAAAUACCAGUGAUUUGAAUUAGCAUUAAAAAAGCUUUAAAAUUCUUUUUAGAUCAUCUAGGCCUCUAUUCUCUUCCAGAUGCACAGGUAAUAAUAAAAUUGCCUACAUGAAGCAUUGUAUUUUCUGUAAAAUUUAACAAAUUUGGUUAAAGUGAUCAUAAACAUUUUUCAUGUUACAGAAAUGUGUUCUGUUUGAAAUUUGUAUUUUUAUAAAAUCUGAAAUGACUUGUAA